Messenger RNA from Dracunculus medinensis (Guinea worm), 600 nucleotides. Lineage: Eukaryota; Metazoa; Nematoda; Chromadorea; Rhabditida; Dracunculidae. The record is from the annotation of a GenBank genome assembly.
AUGGAGGCGUUACGUCGUGCAGCAUUCAUCGUUUUGUUGCGUUUUGUCAGCGAUGAUUAUCCUUUACUGCGAUUGGAAGUUAUAUGGAUAAUCAUUAGUCGGAUUGCACUUAUUAGAGUGAAAUUUUUACGAGGAGGACAUUUGAGAAUAAUCAGUAGAGCUAUUGAUAAGAACCUUAAUGCGAAGGUGACGAGCGGAAGUAACUUCUCGCUUCUUGAACUAAUGGCUUUUCUCGAAGAGCAGCGUUUCUUCAACACCCAGUCGUCUUCAUCAAAUAAUAACUCAUCUAGACCACAGUCAAUCUCAUUGGGAAUUCGGCCAAAUACGAUUAAUAGUUCCAGUAAAACAGCACAAAGUCGAUUUAGUACAAACGAACCAAUUCAGCCAGCUUCACCUUCAUUUUCGGAUUUACAAGGCGACCGUACAUCUCUCAAGUUAUCAUCGAAUAUAUUUGAGAAUGUGAAGGAAAGUUUCGAUGUCAAAUAUGAAAGUCAAAUAUUUUUUAUAUAUUAUUGUUGCAUAAUGGUGAGAAAGAGAAUUUCUUUCGUGCAUAUGUCAAUUAUGUACGAAUGUAUGAAUAUUGAAACGAAGAAACGAUGA